This is a messenger RNA of Apiotrichum porosum, 3252 nucleotides long. RefSeq lists its product as uncharacterized. The transcript is spliced from 5 exons. Gene Ontology annotation, cellular component: mitotic actomyosin contractile ring, proximal layer; cytoplasmic side of plasma membrane; cytoplasm. NCBI's taxonomy places the organism in Eukaryota, Fungi, Basidiomycota, Tremellomycetes, Trichosporonales, Trichosporonaceae. The record is from RefSeq and is a predicted model, not a curated record. Gene Ontology annotation, molecular function: protein binding; phospholipid binding. The coding region runs from base 1 to 3252 and encodes 1083 amino acids. Gene Ontology annotation, biological process: cytoskeleton organization.
AUGGCCGAAGUCGACGCCCACGCUCCCGCGCGGUCGCAGUCGACCACAUCGCUGGCGCGUCUGUACCAUGGCGCGUCAGAGAAUGGAAGCGCACCUCCCACAGACGAGACCUCGGACCCCACGCUUGACUUCUGUAAUGCCUUCUGGGGCCAGGGCACACGGGGCUACGAAGUGAUCAUGGCUCGUCUCCGCGGUGCGGCACGUACCAACGACGAGAUGCGCCUGUUCUUCAAGGAGCGUGCAGCUAUUGAAGAGGACUAUGCAAAACGCUUGGCCAAGCUGGCCAAAAUGCCCAUCGGUCGUGAUGAGGUCGGCGACCUGGCAGCUGCUCUGAACCAGGUGGUGGAGGAGACGGCACUUCAGGCGUCGUACCACAUGCACGUCAGUGGAGAGCUUCACUCCACUGUCGAGCAACCAAACGCCGAGUUUAACAACCGUCUCACCAGCCUCAAAAAGGGCCUGCAGGCGAGCGUCGAAAAGUCGUAUCGCAACAAGGGCCUGCAGGAGGGCCAUGUUGCCAAGGCGAGGGAGCGUUACAAGUCGGACUGUAUCAAGCUCAACGAGUACACUGCCAACCAGCAGCUUACCCAGGGCCGCGAGCUGGAGAAGCUCCAGACUAAAAUCGACCGCUUGCGUCAGACCAUCCCCAGCGACGAGCAGGACCUGCGCAACUUUGUCAGCGUCCUCGAGCAGACAAACCAAAAGUGGGAGAACGAAUGGAGGACGUUCUGUGACCACGUCCAAGAUAUCGAGGAGGAACGCUUGGUCCACACCAAGGACAUUGUGUGGGCGUACGCCAACGCCGUGUCCCAAGUCUGCGUGGAGGAUGACACUUCGUGCGAACGUAUUCGUGAGAAGCUGGAGCAGUUUGAGCCCGUCAACGACAUGGUCAACUUUGUUCGUGGGUGGGGCACUGGGUCGUGCAUUCCCGACCCCCCUCGCUUCAUCAACUACAGUGCUGGUGAGGACGACAGCAUUCCUGGCAGCUUCCGCAAUGCCCAGUUCCGCCGUCUGUCGUCCAGGCCACCCAUGUCGGCCCCGACCCGCACGGCUCCUCCAGAGGAGGAGACCAUCCCGGAGCCUCCAGCUCCUGCUCCCAAGGAGCCCACCCCGCCAAAGGAGGAGGAACUCUUCAUCCCACCCGUCCCGGCUAUGCAGGGCCUUUCCCUCCACGACCCCCCUGUCCCAUCAUCUGAGACCAAGACACCGUUCGGCGGCGUUGCGAUGCCUGGCCUGACCUCGGCUCCUGCCGAAGCCAACCGCGAGGUUGCGCCUGUCCCUCCGUCGCCAAAGCCUGGUUCCGUGUUCGACAUGGGCCCCCCUCCUGCUCUUCCUUCUGUGGCCGCUCCCUCUGUCGUCGCCGCUCCCGCUCCUCCCAGCCCAAGCGCGCGCGAUGUCGCCGAUGAGGAGGACCCUAUGGCCCGUGCCCUCGCCCAGCUUCGCAGCGACCCACCGGGCCCUCGCAGUGUCCGCCGACAGCAGUCACAGCGUCGUACCGACUCGAUCUACUCUGCCUCUGGCCGCCCGGGCAGCACCACCGGCAGCGCUGUUGGCAGCAAUGUCGGCCGUGCUCCCUCUCCAUCGCCGAGCAGCGCUGCCCGCCAGACAGUCCAGCAGCCCCCCGCGGCUGGCCGUGCGUCCGUCGACACCUCCCUCCUCCCUCCGGCCACUGGACACACUGCCGCCGCCCUGGCCAGGUCGAUGGCCGACUUUGAGCGCAAGUCGAACACUAGCCGCAACAGCGUCAACUACUCGAGCUUUGCGGACAAUGUCGUCGGCUCGCACCCAUCGCACUCGCGUCCCACAACCCCGACUGGUCGUGCUCCUUCUCCCUCGGCUGCCAUGAUGCAGCCUCCUACCCAGCCGGUGACUCACAUUGCCGACUCGGUGCUCCCCCUGUACGGCCAAGCCUUCCCCGGUGAGCGUUCGCGUUCACGCCCGACGUCCGUCUACUCUAGCCGAUCGCGCCCUGGUUCGAUCAUGGAGUCUAUCGCUCCCCAGCAGCAGGUUCCAAGCCAGCAGCAGCAGCCUCCCGCAAGCCCGCGUGCCGGCUUUGUAGGCAUCGGUGCUGGUGCCGCUGCUCGCACACCUUCGCCAGGACCCCAGCACCGUGCCCCUUCGCCGGCUCCUGGUGUACUUGGUGCCCCCAACCUCGGCAUCGAGCUCGACCAGCACGGCGGCGUUGCACACGACUCGAUGGCUGAGGCAUACCGUCGCCAGUACGAGGCCCAGCGCCAGCAGGCUCAAGGCCAGGAGCCUCCCCAACAGCCACAGGCGCCUCCUCCUCAGGCCGCUGCUCAACAGCAGCAAUACCAGGAUCCGCGGGCGUCGCAGUACGGUGGCCAGUCGCCCUACCAGCAGCAGCAGCAGCAGCAGCAGCAGCAACAGGCUCCCCCGUCCAACUUCCCCCCGCAGCCUCAGCAAGGCUCGGUCAACAGUCAGUACGCCGCCUCUAUGCGCCUGUCCUAUGACCAGCAGGCCGGUCAGCAGCCUCAGUACGACCCACCGGGUCAGCAGCCCUAUGACGCCCAGGCGUACCCCCGUCACCAGUCCUACGACUCUCAGUCUGGGCGCCAGGCCUCGCCCUAUGACCCUCAGCAACAGCAGCAGCAGUAUGCCGCUCAGCAGCCGCCGGCGUCGCCCAACUACCAGGGCUACCCGCAGGCUCAACCGCAGCAGCCCCAGCAGCAGCCUCCUCAGCAGCAACCGCCCCAGCAGUUUGGUCAACACGCCCAGCAGCCGCAGCAGUACUCCCAACACUCGCACACACCGUCGUUUGCUGGCAGCUAUGCUUCCCAGCAGCAGCCACCUCAGCAGCCUCCUGCUCAACCUGCUCAGCAGCCACAGCAGUACUAUCAGCAACAACCUGCCCAACAAAACGGCUACGCUCAGGCUCAGCCUGCCGGCCAGUACGGCGGUCCUCCAGCCCAGCCACAGCAGCCGCAGCAGCCCCCGCAACAGCAGUACCAGCAACCGCAGCGCUCGCCUAGCCCACAGCCCAACGUUCCGCCUCCGGACACGCACACGCCGACGGGCCAGUGGGCUGCCAACGGCCAGCCGGUGCUCUUCUAUGUCAAGGCGCUGUACGACUAUGCGGCCCAGUCGCCGGCCGAAUUCGAUUUCCAGGCCGGCGACAUUAUCGCCGUCACGAACACGCCCGAGGACGGAUGGUGGUCGGGCGAGCUGCUGGACGAGGCCAGGCGCCGGCCGGGGCAGACCGACUUCCCGUCCAACUUUGUUACCUAUUUCUAG